This is a messenger RNA of Oldenlandia corymbosa var. corymbosa, 1708 nucleotides long. NCBI's taxonomy places the organism in Eukaryota, Viridiplantae, Streptophyta, Magnoliopsida, Gentianales, Rubiaceae. The record is from the annotation of a GenBank genome assembly.
GUGAAAACUGAAAAAGACAAUAGGGGUAGCAAUGUGAAACACGAGUUGUAAAUUUUAUGCAUCUGAAGAAAACUAAUAGAAAAUUGGGUCAAAUUAUAAGAAAAGGUACUAAAGCUAAUUAGUAAACCCCACCAUAUCUGUCACGUUCAUGUUAACAUCCGUAACCAAUAAUAUAACUUUAUACUACAUUUUUUUUUUGUGUCUGCUUAAUUGUGUCAAAUGGGUUCCUACCAUGACAAAAGGGACAAAGCAAAUCAAAGGCAAGAAGCAAAUCUCUGGCUUUGGCCAUAUAUAUUGCACAGUUAGAUUUUGAAACCAAGGCAAUUAAUCUUCUGCUUUCCUCAAAUUAAAGACAAAUUCCCAUAGAUGGAGCAAAACCCAAACUCCUCAUCAUCCAAGGCUGACAGGAAAACCAUUGAGAAGAAUAGAAGAAAUCAAAUGAAGACCCUUCUUACUCAGCUCAAUUCACUUGUUCCUCAUCAAUCUAAUAAGGAAGCAUUGUCUCUGCCAGAUCGGAUUGGGGAAGCCAUAAGCUACAUAAAAACUAAGCAGAUCAGGCUGGAGGAGCUGAAGGAGAAAAGGGAUUCUUUGAUAGAACCCAAAAAGAGCAAAAAUGUGAUGGGAAGUUUGAGGGAGCCACAUGUUGAUGUUCAAGAAAUGGGAUCGGCACUACAGGUGGUUCUCAUCACCGGAUCAGAUUGCCGGUUCAUGUUUAGGGAGGCCAUUCGGGUGUUGCAUGAGGAAGGUGCUCAAGUUGUCAAUGCUAGUUUUUAUGUUGCCGGAGACACCAUUUUCCACACCCUUCAUUCUAAGAUUGAUGAAUCUGCUCAAGGUCAUGCAGCUGCAAGGAUAACUGAGAGGCUGAAGAAGUAUGUAUACGGCUAAAAAAAUCGAGACUUGAUUUCGUUAAUCAAAACUGUGGUCUCAAAAGUCAAAAGUCUCAAGUGAUUUUGAGGUUGGAAGACUGUAUACAUUAAUGUGAACUCAGUUAACAUUUUCGUGGUUGGUUUAAGUUUAACUAUAUUUAUUACAGUUAUGUUUUAGUCAGUCCUUUUGGUUUGCACUCGAAGGUUAUGAACAUUAUUAGGUCUAUUUGACAAAUACAGACACUGCAACUUCGUUUGGUACUCAAUUUGUUGCAGUUUCAACAUAGAUUAGUGACGCAUUUGCAUUGAUGAAUGAAUACUCUCUGAAAAUGUGGUGCAAAGCUUAUGAUUUUGAGGGUACUUUCUAUUUUGGGCCGUAUCUGUGGAUGACAAUUAAUCACCUUCUUUUUGGAGCCAGCCCAAGCUCCAAAUUAAUCAUUGUCAGUAUGGAGCUAACCUAAUGACGUCCCACCUCAUCCUUUGUCGUUCAGCCAUACUCUUAAAUUUGGAAUAUGUGAUUUAUUGUUCGAUUUUAAUAUGAGAGAAUGUUACGGUAUUAUAUUUUACUUAUUUUGAAUAAUAACUACUAUUUGUAAUUACUUAGUUACUUAGGGUUUGGUUAAUGUAAAACUUGUAUAUAACAAACCCUAUUCUCAAUACCAACGGCAAGAAAGUUUUCGGCCAAAUCUACAACCUUUCUUCUUCGUCUGAUCACUGUUUGUUAGAGAAGACUUGCUACUUGUUCGGACGUCAACUUACAUUUCAUUUUGCCACUUAAAAGUGAAAAGUGUUUCAAAUUGAAAAUUAAAUGGGAAAUAAAAAUGUUGUUUGGAUGUUGGUUU